This is a messenger RNA of Penicillium pulvis, 1278 nucleotides long. RefSeq lists its product as uncharacterized. The record is from RefSeq and is a predicted model, not a curated record. The transcript is spliced from 2 exons. NCBI's taxonomy places the organism in Eukaryota, Fungi, Ascomycota, Eurotiomycetes, Eurotiales, Aspergillaceae. Bases 1 to 1278 code for a protein of 425 amino acids.
AUGGCUACAUGUCUGGCCCAACUUGGCACUUUUUCAGGACUGCCAAUCGAAAUCCGCUUGAUGAUAUGGGAGUAUCUCAUCUCCGAGCACUUUUUUGCUCGAUUUAUUGGACUCCUUAAAAAGCGGCGAACACCCCACGCAUUAUCCAUCUCAUAUUGCAGUCGGUACCUUUAUGAAGAGAUUUCAGAUUUCAUUUAUAAAGACCUCGUGCAAGUGAUCAAGAUUGCAGGAUGUCAUGGUUUAAAUGAGCUCAGUGUCGAAGUGUAUUUCAAGAAUCACAGUUAUCGGAACGAUCUGAAAGGAUUUGACAUGAUACAAAGCUACCUGCACAACUCUCGUUAUUGGAGAGUCACCGGAAAACCAUUACAAGUCGAAAUUCUUCCGCCAUACCCAGAGGACCGGGGUAUAAUUGUGGGCCUCUGGCGAGAUAUCAAUCAGUUCAUUGAUAUCCUGCAAGAUGCGCCUUAUACCCCUUGCGUGAGGGUCGCCUUGGUCAUGAAAUGGCAUGAAAACGGAGAUCCUCUUCAAGUCACAGGUUACCAUAAGCUUCCGCGGGCCGAUUAUGACAUUGUAUUAUUGCCCUUCACCCGCCUAUCGAGUUUCAUGGUGCAUGUUCCACCACCACUUCGUAUUGCCUUGGAAAAUGAGCCGAAUCUCAAACACCGCUCCUUGCUACACAAUCUUAUAGAGAAUCCUACAUUCAGACAGUCUCACCACAAAGACAUUGAAAAGUGGCUUACAGAUACCCGAAUAUUCCUUGACACAAAGCUUGACUUUCUUUCCGGAGAGACCGCGGGAGUCCUUCGCUUUCAACGGUAUCAGAAUUGGUACGAGGACGGCGAUAGCUGGAAAUCAAGCUACGAGGAACAAUUCCUGGCCGACCUUUCCGAAAACUGUGAUAUCGUCUUGAAAUAUGAUCCUGGUCUCCGAAAGGCUCGUCAUAGGAAUCGUGUUCUACUACGCAUACACCAUAGGUUCCAUGAAAACCAUGAGGAUACAUUGAGAGUGCGAAUUGAUCCAAAUGAUAUGAGUCCUCGCCUCUAUAAGACCUGGGAUUCCCAAGCUUGGCCCAAACGCUUUGACUCAGGGAAGAUACCCGGGUUGCACCGCAUUGAGUAUAGAUUUGAUGGGAAUGUUGAAAAGGAGCAACUUUGGCAAAAAUAUGCGAAGUUGUCAGGUUUCAUUCCGAAACUACACUGGUGGGCUAAAGACGAAGCACCCUUGUCUAGAAUACGUCGGGAGGAUUAUCUACCUAUGGCUAGCAUGUCGGCUUUGUAG